CGGGCCCCAGCCCCCGGCCCCCUGGCCCGAGCUGUGAGAUGAAUCUCUAAUCGGUGGCCGCCGGGCACCCAAGGCGAAGGCAGCUCGGGCUCGGGCUCCGAAUGUGUAGGUGUGGGCCAGCCCCCACCCCACCCUGACAAGUCACCAUGGAUCCUGGAGCCGGGCCAGACUCAUCUCUGACUGUCAAUGAGCAGGUCAUCGUGAUGUCAGGCCAUGAGACCAUCCGAGUUCUGGAGGUUGGAGUGGAUGCUCAGAUCCCUGCUGAGGAGGAGGGCAAAGCGCUGGAGGCUGUGGCCACCGAGGGCUCCCAGAGUGGAGGCCCUGCUGAGGCUGGUGAAGCUGCUGGUGAAGCUGGCCCAGACAACCCAGACUCCUCCGUGGAGGCAACUGUGAAGUCGCUUCCGGGGAUGCCUUCGAGCCCUGCCCCUGCUGUUGCCACCUUCAGCCAAGCUCCAUGCCAGCCUCAGGCAUCACAGACCCUGACACCGCUGGCUGUACAAGCUGCCCCCCAGGUCUUGACUCAGGAAAACUUAGCCACAGUUCUGACAGGAGUUAUGGUUCCAGCAGGGGCAGUUACUCAACCUCUUCUUAUCCCCAUCAGUAUUGCAGGUCAAGUGGCUGGUCAACAGGGGCUGGCCGUGUGGACAAUUCCUACUGCAACCGUGGCUGCCCUCCCAGGACUGACCGCUGCUUCUCCCACGGGGGGAAUUUUCAAGCCACCUUUAGCCGGUCUCCAAGCAGCUGCCGUGCUGAACACCGCUCUCCCGGCGCCUGUACAAGCCGCCCCACCGGCCCAGGCCUCCUCGCCUGCCCAGCCCCGACCACCGGCUCAGCCCCAGACGCUGUUCCAGCCCCAGCCACUGCUGCAGGCCACACCGGCCAUUCUACCACAGCCCACUGCUGCCACCGCCACUGCCCCCACCCCCAAGUCUGUGGACACCCCCACACAGAUCACCGUUCAGCCUGCAGGCUUCGCAUUCAGCCCAGGAAUCAUCAGUGCUGCCUCCCUCGGGGGACAGACCCAGAUCCUGGGCUCCCUCACCACAGCUCCAGUCAUUGCCAACGCCAUUCCCAGCAUGCCGGGGAUCAGCAGUCAGAUUCUCACCAACGCUCAGGGUCAGGUUAUUGGAACACUUCCGUGGGUAGUGAACUCGGCUAGCGUGGCGGCCCCAGCACCAGCCCAAAGCCUGCAGGUCCAGGCUGUGACCCCCCAGCUGUUGUUGAACGCCCAGGGCCAGGUGAUCGCGACCCUGGCCAGCAGCCCCCUGCCUCCUCCUGUGGCUGUCCGGAAGCCAAGCACUCCUGAGUCCCCUGCUAAGAGUGAGGUGCAGCCCAUCCAGCCCACACCAGCCAUGCCCCAGCCGGCCGUGGUCAUCGCCAGCCCAGCCCCAGCGGCCAAGCCUGCUGCCUCUGCUCCCAUCCCGAUCACCUGCUCAGAGACCCCUACAGUCAGCCAGCUGGUGUCCAAGCCACAUACCCCAAGUCUGGAUGAGGAUGGGAUCAACUUAGAAGAGAUCCGGGAGUUUGCCAAGAACUUUAAGAUCCGGCGGCUAUCCCUGGGCCUCACACAGACCCAAGUGGGUCAGGCUCUGACUGCAACAGAAGGCCCAGCCUACAGCCAGUCAGCCAUCUGCCGGUUUGAGAAGCUGGACAUCACACCCAAGAGUGCCCAGAAGCUGAAGCCGGUGCUGGAAAAGUGGCUGCAUGAAGCUGAACUCCGGAACCAGGAAGGCCAGCAGAACCUGAUGGAGUUUGUGGGAGGCGAGCCCUCCAAGAAACGUAAGCGCCGCACCUCCUUCACCCCCCAGGCCAUAGAGGCUCUCAAUGCCUACUUCGAGAAGAACCCGCUGCCCACAGGCCAGGAGAUCACCGAGAUUGCAAAGGAGCUCAACUAUGACCGGGAGGUCGUGCGGGUCUGGUUCUGCAACCGGCGCCAGACACUCAAGAACACCAGCAAGCUGAAUGUCUUUCAGAUCCCGUAGGGCUCAGCCCCCAGCCCUAUGUCCCAGCACUUUGUACCUCCCCUUGGCAUCCAGCUCCGGCUGCCACCCUGUGGCCUCUGCCAUUCUGCUGCCUGUGGCUGUGUUUGUCCUGGGUUGUGAGACUCCGCUGUGCACCUGUGUGUCAGCUGCCCCCCUUCUUUUCCCCGUGCCAUCCGCAUCCCAGGGAGGGCAGUGGGGCCCACCUGAGACCUCCAGGUUUGGGGCUGGUCAUGCCGAAGGAGGGGACUUGUCAUGUCACUUAAAGAAGCACUUUGCUGAUGUGGGUUUUUGAAGGGUGAUUUCUGGUUGGGAACCAGAGGCUCCCCAUCUUUGGGACGGGGCUGUAGUAGCCUCCAGGACCACUGGCCAUUAGCUCUUGUUUUUGAUGGCACUCUCUCCACUGUCUCUUCUCUGUUCCUCUGUGUGACCGUGGCAGGUACAGCGGCUCAUCCAGUGGAACCACAGCCUCACCCACCUACCCUCUGCCUGCAAGCACACUGUCCCCCGACAAAAUCCAAGAGAUCUUGUUCUGAAAAGUGUGAUGUGCAGCUCAGAAAGUCAGAUUCCAUGUAUGCCUUGACCUCAAGGUCAGAAGGUUUCCAUAGACCUGGGGCCAGAAUACAUGAUCACUCCCAUCUCUCCUUGGCUCCUAGGUAGGGAAAAUUUCACUAAAGCAGAAUUUUUUUCUUUUAUACAUCAUGUUGGAAGAAAUCAGCAGUGAACUCUAGCUGUCCUGGAGUUGACCUGGGCCUAUAGCAGGUUGUGAAGUGAAAGUCACUCAGCUGUGUCCGACUCUUUGCGACCCAUGGACUGUAUAGUCCGUGGGAUUCUCCAGGCCAGAAUACUGGAGUGGGUAGCCUUUCCCUUCUUCAGGGAAUCUUCCCAACCCAGGGAUCAAACGCAGGUCUCCUGCAUUGCAGACGGAUUCUUUACCAGCUAAGCCAGCAGGUUGGGAACUUGAUAAAUAAGGCAUCUCUCCCAGAUUUUAAUUUGAUCUCU
Messenger RNA from Budorcas taxicolor (takin), 2981 nucleotides. It is a transcript of the gene POU6F1, whose product is annotated as POU class 6 homeobox 1. The record is from RefSeq and is a predicted model, not a curated record. Lineage: Eukaryota; Metazoa; Chordata; Mammalia; Artiodactyla; Bovidae. Gene Ontology annotation, biological process: regulation of transcription by RNA polymerase II. Gene Ontology annotation, molecular function: DNA-binding transcription factor activity, RNA polymerase II-specific; RNA polymerase II cis-regulatory region sequence-specific DNA binding. Bases 147 to 1982 code for a protein of 611 amino acids. The transcript is spliced from 11 exons.